Scomber japonicus (chub mackerel) is the source of this 3802-nucleotide messenger RNA. RefSeq names its product KN motif and ankyrin repeat domains 3 (gene kank3). Gene Ontology annotation, cellular component: cytoplasm; cytoskeleton. The record is from RefSeq and is a predicted model, not a curated record. Gene Ontology annotation, molecular function: protein binding. The coding region runs from base 130 to 3114 and encodes 994 amino acids. Gene Ontology annotation, biological process: negative regulation of actin filament polymerization. Lineage: Eukaryota; Metazoa; Chordata; Actinopteri; Scombriformes; Scombridae. The transcript is spliced from 11 exons.
AGGGCUGUGUGGAGUAGGGAGGAGGGAACCAGCCUAAUCUCCAGCUGCAUGAAUCAUUCACUCAGCGGCUGAGAGAGCCAGGUGUUGAUUAGAAGCUGCGUGUGUGCUGAAACGUCCCAGUCCUGAAAAAUGACUCAGUCGGUGCAAGUUAACCCAAAGAUGCCUGAUCUUGGCUCUCCAUUCCUCUACUCUAGUCAGGAAGAGGCUAACCAGCCAGCCUCUUACUCCGUCCAAACACCGUAUGGUUUCCAGCUCGAUCUGGACUUCCUCAAAUAUGUAGAAGAGAUAGAGAGUGGGCACAACCUCCGCCGUGCACCAGUUUCCUCCCGUCGCUCUGGACGGGGGCUCAAACUCUCCCAGAGGAGUCCUAGUGUUGGGGGUCGCACCAGUGGCUGGACCUCCACAGAGUCUCUUGCGUCCCCGGCAAGUGAGGAUGGCAGAGCUCCUCCUCCACCGCCACCACGCAACCGCCUUGGGUCAGCGCCCUGCGAAGGACUCUCUAUUUCCCCUGUGACCAUUCUCAAUGCUCCUCCACUGUCUGCCGGAGCCAAAGUGCCACCCCCUCCGCCACAGCGCAACCCCAGAGUUGAGCGGACUCUUCUUGAAACUAGUUUGCGGUUACAGCAGGAGCAGAGCCACCAGCACCAGAAUGGUGGGCGAUUCCAACUUGGAGAUCCUCCCAAGAAGCUGGGGACCUCUCCAUCGAGUCAGCCACUACAGAGUAGCUGGACUAAACCCAGUCCUCAGACCUCUGGGCGCAGCACUCCAGCUACUGGCACCACAGUGACUCCAAUCCCACCCAACCAGCUGCAGACAGUGAGGGAGCAGAUGGCUACAGCCUUGAAGCAGCUGAAGGAGAUGGAAGAACGGGUAAAAGGUGUUCCAGCACUUGAGAAAGAAGUGGCUAAACUUCGUGCCGAGAAAGACAUGCUCCUGUUGGCACUGCAGGAGAAGAAAGUAGCCAUGGAGGCUGCCCAGCAGCAGAAACAGUCUACAGAGUCCUCCACCCAAACCAUAGAGACCCCUCAAACUGACCCCAGUAUCCAGAGUCGAUUAACUUCACCACCCUCACCUGGUCACAAAGGCCUUGGAAAAUCUGGGGAACUGAAAAAGCUGGCUGAGAAAUUUGAGGGGAAGGAGGAGAAAGCAGUAGAUCGUUCAACUAAAGUUUUAUUAAAAACUCCAGAGAAAGUUUCAGUCGUUGAGAAGAAAUCAGUAGCAGUUGGAGAUGAUAUGCCAAUGGACUUGGUUGUUUUCUACCAUAGCCUUGGUGUGAAAGAUGCUUCUGAGGGCACUAAGGUGAAUGUUUGUGAGAAAGGCACAGGAACAGAAGCUACACUGGUUCAUGAGGCGGGAAUACAGACCAGAGUGGAGACAGAGGAGGCUGAAGUUUGGGUAAUGGAGUCACUACUUGGAGUCACCUCUGAGACACAGCGGGAGUUGGACACCUUACAGGACACCAUAAAAUUCCAGCAGGAGUCGAUUGUGGCUCUCGAGGACCGACUGAGUGUUGCAGACAAAGACUUGAUAAUUCUCAGAGCGCAAAUUGAGGAGAAAACGUCCAAAGUCACAUUUGAAAAGGGUGUUCUCGCCAAACCAGAAAUGACAAAUGCCCAAGUAGAGACAUUGUCUUUCGAAUUAAAGCACGUUGCAGUUUCGUGCUGUCCCGAGGUGAGCGAUGCAUGCGUAGGUGAAGGCUUAACAGCAGAUCAGACUGAACAAGGCACUCAGACUGAUUCUGUAGUGACACCAGAAGAACCAGUUCCUGUUACAGUGUUCAGCAUUGGGUGCCAGUGGGAGAAUUUGUUCGAGGAAAAGACUGAAGAGCAGAAAGUUACAGUGCUAAAGAAGAGACAGUUGACCAUUGCUGACUACAAGGUCUCGCCAGAAGAAGAAGUGGUCAGUACAGCUGAGAAGAAAGAGGGAGACCAAGGAGAAACAACUGCAACCAGCACAACUAAGACAGGUAUGCUGAAAUCAAUCAUGAAGAGGAAGGAUGGGAGUAACUUGGGUGAAAAUCGCAGCGCUGGCAAGAAGAGCCUGCAGUUUGUGGGCAUUCUAAAUGGAGGGUAUGAGUCCACAUCGAGUGAAGAAGAGGAUGAGGAAGAGGAAGAGGAAGAUGGGAGUACUUCUGGAGAAAGUGGAGAAGGCGAGUGCUUGGACAGCACAGAGGAGGAUGAGGCGGCUCUGGAGGAAGAAACAUCUGAGGAGGAAAGGAAUGUCAACCUGGAUGAAAGUGACACAGAUGAGGAAACUCUGAGAGCAGAAAAUUAUUCAUCUGAUGGUGUGAAAGAGAAGUUUGAGCUGAGUUCAAAAAUGCGUGAAGCCUGCCUGAUUCUGAAGAAUCACCUGAACGAUGACAUCAAAACACUGAAGAGUAAGGAAGUGCUCUCCAGCACUCACACCGUCCAGCUUGAAUGGUUCCGCAUCUCCAGUGCCAAAAUGGCUCAGCCAUCGCGGGUGUCUGACUACCUGAUGGCGUUCUCUGAGGUGUCUGCAACGCUGCUGAAGCAUGUAGUCAACAUGACAGAUGGCAACGGCAACACGGCUCUCCACUACAGCGUCUCACACUCCAACUUCGGUGUGGUGGGGCUGCUGCUGGACACAGGCAUGUGCUGUGUGGAUAAACAGAACAAGGCGGGCUACACGGCCAUCAUGCUGGCUGCUCUUUCUACAGUGAAGGAGGAGGAUGACAUGGCUGUGGUUAAGAAGCUCUUCAGUCAGGGCAAUGUCAACGCCAAAGCCAGCCAGGCUGGCCAGACAGCGUUGAUGCUAGCUGUUAGUCAUGGUCGGCAGGAAAUGGUGCGGGCACUGCUGGAGUGUGGUGCUGACGUCAACGUGCAGGAUGACGAGGGAUCUACGGCACUGAUGUGUGCCAGCGAACACGGCCGAGCUGAAAUCGUCAAGCUGCUCCUGGAACAGCCUGGCUGCGACAUCUCCAUCAUUGAUAACGAUGGCAGCAAUGCUUUGUCCAUUGCACUGGAGGCGUCUCACAAUGACACAGCUGUGCUGCUCUACGCCCAUAUGAACUAUGCAAAAACCCAGACUGCUGUGGGGAGUCCGAAGGCCCCAAGGAGCCCCACCACUGCCCACAAGCCCUGGCCUGCAGAGUGACAUGAGGCGGACAGAGCAACAAACAAAAAAACUGGAUCUGAGCUGUAAAAAGCUCCACUGGAAUUUACUUAAAUAUCUAUGUAUUUAUAUAUUGCCAUAUGCCCUGCAUUUAUAAGUAUUGUUAAUAUGAGAAUAUUAUUUUUCCAUAAGAGUUGUGAAAGGUUAUAUUAUGUACUUGACUAAUAUGAGCUCCUAGCAUGUUUAAAUGAGAUCUCCAGCCCUUGUUUUUUUUUUCUGUGACAGGAGAUUAGACCUUACAUUUAUUAUUUGCACUCCACUAAUAUAUUUUAUUCUUAAGGGCAACACACAGCGACGGUGUAUGAAGUACAUAAAAAAAACAUGGACCCACUGUUUUCUAUGUACGUGUCAAGAUAUGCCCGUCCUAAUUCCCAGUGUCAACACUCCAGUAAAGCUGUUUCAUCAAUCGCUCCUUGGAUCGUCUGAAUCCAGCUAUUCUCCUUUAACAACUUCUUCUGCCUGUACGUAGAGUCAGGUGUGCGCUAUGGACAUCAAAUGACACGACAUGGCCGGUGUGUGUGUUGCCCUUUAGUCUUCCCCUUCUGUCCUGCCCUGGUUAACUGAUCUGUGAACCUCUUUGCAUCCGUAGUCUGCACUAACUGUCUGUUUAUUGUAUGUUCAUAUAAAUAUAUACAUAUAUAUAUUCAAUGUCUGAAAUAAACAUAUUUAC